AUGUGGGAUGUUAAUUCUGGAAAGUCUCGAGGAUAUGGAUUCGUAGCAUUUCGUGAUAAAACUGAUGCGGAACAAGCCAUUGCUACAAUGAACGGUGAAUGGUUAGGAAGUCGUGCAAUUCGAUGUAAUUGGGCAAAUCAAAAAGGUCAACCUGGUCCAGGAAGUAAUACCUCGGAUCGACAAGUUAUGGGAAUACCAACCCAAAAAGCGCCACAAUUAUCUUAUGAUAUUGUAGUUGCUCAAACUCCACACUAUAAUAAGGAUCAUUUGGUACCAUACUUUCAAUCUUAUGGAUUUAUCAUUGAAGUUCGCAUGCAAGCUGACCGAGCCAAUGCAAUCGUAAAUUUACAAAAUACAAAUAUUAAUGGUCGAAUUAUUAAAUGUUCGUGGGGAAAAGAUCGAGCUCCCGAAGCUACCACUACCACUUAUCAUACCUACGGCGUACCAAACGCAUAUAAUUAUAGUCAUUACGGUUAUUACGGUAAUCCCGCCGGUCAUUACGCUACUCCUGGUACUGAAAGUGCUUAUGAUCUUCCUCCUGGUAUGUCAGCUCCUCCACCAUCAUUAGCUUCAUUAGAUGCUCAUCAUGCUGCGGCUCAUCAUCAUGCCGCAGCUCAUCAUCAUGCUGCUGCUCAUCAUCACGCGGCUGCUCAUCAUGCCGCUGCUGUUAACGCUACUGCAGGUUGGGAACAAUAUUAUAAUAAUGGAGGUUAUGAUGCAUAUGGACAACAACAAUAUUACCCUUAUGGUUAUAGUCAAGCAACUACUACUACUGCUUCUACUUCUUCUGGUGCUUCUAAUGCUGCUACUGGUACUUCCUCUACUGGUGCUGCUACAUCUGUUAAUCCGACAUCAAAUUCAGCUAAUACUUCUAAUACUUCAGUUAACUCUAGUGUAACUUCUACUAAUAACCCUCCGGGUGCUCCCGGCACCACCGUCGUCACUCCAACUUCUCCACAUCAUUCCGUCUCUCAUCCUCCAGAAGUUAAACAAGAAGUUAAACAAGAAGUAAAACAAGAAGUAAAACAAGAAGUUAAACAAGAAGUAAAACAAGAAGUAAACAAGAAAUAUCAAGAAUUAUUCAAGUGGGAAGAAGAUCCAACUGAUAUACGAAAUGUUCCAUAUACCAUUGUUAUAUAUAUAUUUAUUUCCGAACAUUCAAAAGUUCUUUGUCGUCAUAAAUCGUUUGCAGUAUUAAUAUAUUUAUGA
Messenger RNA from Diversispora eburnea, 1209 nucleotides. Lineage: Eukaryota; Fungi; Glomeromycota; Glomeromycetes; Diversisporales; Diversisporaceae. The record is from the annotation of a GenBank genome assembly.